Molecule: messenger RNA, 2130 nt
Organism: Lichtheimia ornata
Lineage: Eukaryota; Fungi; Mucoromycota; Mucoromycetes; Mucorales; Lichtheimiaceae
Exons: 4
Coding region: 1-2130 (709 amino acids)
Cellular component (GO): NuA4 histone acetyltransferase complex
Molecular function (GO): protein binding
Source: RefSeq, a predicted model, not a curated record
AUGUCGACCACUGCCGAAUGGACAUUGUUGGAAAAACUCAUGCUUGCACAAGCCGUUUACAAACUGGGUGAAGAGGAUUGGGUCCAAAUCGCAAGCAAUCUCAACCAGAACUCCCUUCUCAAUCGCCAACCUGACUUUUUCAAUAAAGAGCACUGUUCACAAGAGUAUACACGGCUGCUGGAGAAUCUUGGAAUAGAAAAAUCGUCAACGUCGACUACGGAUGAGACUAGUGUACAGCAAAAGGAACGACCUGUUGUAAAGUUGGCCAAGCAGCUCUAUACACAGCGUGUCAGUGAACUGAAACGUGAUUUGGAAGAGACGAAUGCCAAAUACAGCACUCUCACUCACGAGAUUGAAGAGAUACGAGCCGGGAAAUGGGAUGAUCGACUGCUUGCGAAUGCCGGGCGUCAAGAUACGACAUCAGCACCUUCUUCCACUACAUCACCGACACGUGAUAAUGAUACAACAAUGCAAGAAGCGGAUGCAACACCAACUACUACGGUGAAAACAGAACCUAUGGAUACGACUAAUGACACUACUACCACCACAACACCUUCAAUGAACGAGACAAAUGCAUCAAAGGAGCGAGAGAUCAAAAAAGAACCUUCAGAAUCAUCGCCCAUCGUUACAGCUUCCGAAUCAUCAUCAACCCUUCAACCACCAUCAGCAGAACCGAUUUCCGAGGUACCUCAAAAUACAUCUUCUACUUCUGAAAAGGUAGUUGCAGCCACUGAUGCCAAUGCUGAAGUACCCACUUCUAUGCCUUCACCAUCAGCCAUUCCCAUCACACAAGGUUCAUCAUCUUUAUCAUCAUCACCACCACCUAAAACAACCGCCAUUUCUGGAGCAGAUGAUAAUCAACCACCAUCACCAAAACCUUCAUCACCUUCGAAACCAGCAGAGCAACCUGUUGACAACACUACCGCUACCAUCGAUACACAACCACUCAUCGAAUCAACAACCUCCCAAAAUGAAAUACAACAGCCUGACGGUGAGACUCGGCAAGAAACUGCCAAUGUGCCAUCUAUGGUAUUAGCGCCUACACCAAAGGAAGCAUUAUCAGCCGAACCACACAUGACAACACAUCCAACAUUACCCGUUCAAAUGGAACCACGACCACCAUCAGGACAACCUGGAUCAGAAGAUAGCUUUCAUUCUGCUGAAGAAUUGGAUACAACACAUCAACAACAACAACAACAACCAGCAGCAGCAGCAGCAGCAACAACAACAACAACUUCUGUACAAGAGACAACAUCAUCACCUCCUCAAAUGAAUGAAAAGCCAUCAUCCAAUGUCCCUAUUGAACAACGAGAUAAUACAACUACACAACCAUCACCCAUGGAAGAGAAUGAAGAUGACGUGAAUUUGAAGCGUAAAGCGGAUGAGGAGAUUUCGGGUGAUAUGGAACAUAAACGACCACGCAUGGACAAUGAGAAUGCUUCUGUAACACAACCACCAGACAGCUCGGAAGCCGCCAUUUCUGAUCUUGUUACGCAACCUACGCCUGGUGAGUCACCUGAAUCACAUCGACGAGCACCACCACCACCACAACAUGAUUCUCCAACACCGUCAUCGGCUGCUCAAACACCUGCAUCCAAUGCUAAAUCACCUGAAGCAGCCCCUUCAAGUACAAUGGCAGAUACAGAGAGCGUGACGGGUAGUGAAAGUAAUGCACCUACUCCCACAGCAUCCACCGGAUCCACUCGCAAACACAAAGAUGAGCAACGACAACAAAAAUCAUGGCAAAAGAACAUCAAUUUAUUAUGGCGGGAGAUUGCCAAUCACAAGAAUGGAGCCGUGUUUAUGAAUCCUAUCAAGGAGGCGACAGCACCUUUGUAUUAUCAGAUCAUCAAGCAUCCUAUGGAUCUUAAGGCUAUCAAAAAUCGUAUUCGUGAAGGGGCAAUCAAAUCGACAUUGGAAUUUGAACGUGAUAUUGUAUUGAUGCUUGCCAAUUCCCUCAUGUACAACAGAGAAGGCACAGAGAUGUAUCAAAUGGCGCUGGAAAUGUUGGAAGAUGUGUCCGAACAAAUCAAGCUCUUCAAGACAGCUGAUAGCAAUUCUCCACCCACGUCGCAUACCCGUAAAGCUAGUACCAUUGCCAAGGAUCGACGAAAGAGCAUGGCUGAUUAG